CUCUCUCUCUUUCUUAUUCUCUCUCCCCUAAUUAUUAGCGAAUAGCGAGUGAGGAGCGAGCGACGUAGCUACGAAGAGGAGCGGCGUGCACACAAAAUUAGGGCAUCGCAAAUGGGGAUCGAGGUGUUGGCGCUCUCCCUCCCCUCCCCCUCCUCCCACUGGGAGAGGUUGUCGUCGUCGCACCAGGCGAGCACGAGGGGUGGAUCCGAGAUGGGUAAUUUGGAAGUGGGAGGAGCUCCCAAGUUGGCGCAGCCUAGGGCUCUUCCGACGAGGGCUGUUCUGCUGCCAACAUGCUCAAUUCAAACAUCUAAAUGUUCUUCUGGUCGCCAAAUUGAAGCUUACGCUAGGAAGAGUUCCGUAGUCUCAAAAAUUUACCCUGCAUGGUUUCAUCCAUCUUCAUCUGAUUCUAGGCAUUCCUUCCAAAGAUGCUUCUCAUCUUCAGAGGCGCUACUUACUUCCAAAUCUCAGCCUGCAUCAACUUCACUUGUUCUUGGCAAUGAAAAAGUUGGAGUCUUGUUGCUGAAUCUCGGAGGUCCGGAGACUCUUGAUGAUGUGCAGCCUUUCUUAUUUAAUCUUUUCUCUGAUCCGGACAUAAUCCGGCUUCCCAGGAUGUUCCGGUUUCUUCAAAAGCCAUUGGCACAGUUUAUAUCUGUUGUUAGAGCGCCGAAGAGCAAAGAAGGUUAUGCUUCAAUUGGCGGCGGUUCUCCGCUUCGGCAAAUAACUGAUGCGCAGGGCGAGGAGCUGAGGAAGGCCUUGUGUGACAAAAAUGUCCCUGCAAAGGUGUAUGUUGGAAUGCGCUAUUGGCAUCCAUUCACAGAAGAAGCUAUAGAACUGAUUAAGCAGGAUGGUAUCACAAAACUUGUUGUGCUUCCUCUUUAUCCACAGUUUUCUAUAUCAACUAGUGGUUCAAGUCUUCGUUUGUUGGAGAGUAUAUUCAGGGAGGAUGAGUAUUUGGUCAAUAUGCAACACACAGUUAUACCAUCCUGGUACCAGCGUGAAGGAUACAUCAAGGCUAUGGCAAAUUUAAUCGAAAAAGAGUUGUCCAAAUUUGCAACCCCUCAGAAGGUCAUGAUAUUUUUUAGUGCUCAUGGAGUGCCGCUAGCAUAUGUCGAAGAAGCCGGGGACCCAUACAAAGCAGAGAUGGAGGAGUGUGUCGAUCUGAUUAUGGAAGAGCUGGAGAAACGUGGAAUCACCAACCCAUGUACACUUGCUUACCAGAGCCGAGUCGGACCUGUUGAAUGGUUGAAGCCCUACACUGAUGAGACAAUUGUUGAGCUUGGGCAAAAAGGAGUGAAAAAUCUUUUAGCUGUUCCUAUCAGUUUUGUUAGUGAACAUAUUGAAACUUUAGAAGAAAUUGAUGUCGAGUACAAGGAGUUGGCUCUAAAAUCUGGUAUUGAGAACUGGGGUCGAGUCCCUGCGUUAGGAUGCGAGCCCACGUUUAUUUCAGAUCUUGCAGAUGCUGUUAUUGAAAGCCUCCCUUAUGUAGGAGCCAUGGCAGUUUCGAAUCUUGAGGCUCGUCAGUCACUUGUUCCCCUCGGGAGUGUCGAAGAGCUAUUAGCUGCUUACGACUCGAAGCGCGGGGAGCUCCCUCCUCCCGUGACUGUGUGGGAAUGGGGAUGGACCAAAAGCGCGGAAACCUGGAACGGCCGAGCCGCCAUGUUAGCCGUGCUCGCUCUUCUAGUCUUUGAAGUCACCACCGGCGAAGGGUUCUUGCACCAAUGGGGCGUCCUACCCUUGUUCCGUUGAUCGAGUACCUUUUUCUUCCUCAAUAGAUAAUUUGAUAUAGGUAAAAAUAUACAGAAUUUAUCUGAGUUAUAAACAAUUUUGAAUCAGCUAUCCAACCUUUCAAAAUUUUGAUUUUAUUAUUCAAUCUUUCAAUUUGUUUGAUUCGAGUCAGCAAACGGCAUUUAACUUCAAAAUAUGAAUGCAUUAUUUAUCCUUAACGGGUUUUGUCAUUAUACUUGAUGCAAAUCUAAACUAUAAAUUUAUUAAAGUGAGUAAUUAGUUUAAAUUUCGAAGUCAAAGUACCUUACCGACUCAAAUUAAAAAAAAUUGAAAGGUUGUACUGCAAAAUCGAAAUAUUGAAAGAUUAGGUAGUUGAUUCAGAAUGGUUCAUAGUUUAGAUAAGUUUUGUACUUUUUUUUACCGUUGAUAUAUCUCCAACAGGGCAUGUUUAUGUUCCGGUACUCUUCGACGAUUUAUAUCACCCAUUAACAUGCCCUAAGUUCAUUUUCAUUUGAACAGUAAACUGAGUUGCUAAAUACAAUUCAUUUUGUUUAAUUAGGGGGGUUAUAAUGAAGGAUGAUUGUGGAUGGGACUUAAAAAUUUUGACCAGAGAAUCUUUAAAUUUAAAAGGAUAUUUUGGUUUGGUAGAUUAAA
This is a messenger RNA of Ananas comosus (pineapple), 2379 nucleotides long. RefSeq names its product ferrochelatase-2, chloroplastic. The transcript is spliced from 11 exons. Gene Ontology annotation, molecular function: protoporphyrin ferrochelatase activity. NCBI's taxonomy places the organism in Eukaryota, Viridiplantae, Streptophyta, Magnoliopsida, Poales, Bromeliaceae. Bases 112 to 1746 code for a protein of 544 amino acids. The record is from RefSeq and is a predicted model, not a curated record. Gene Ontology annotation, biological process: heme biosynthetic process.